AUGUAUGCAAUCAGCACAAGCUUUGUCCUCCUUGGUGUCGUGGAGAUGGAGAAGUUUAGGUUCCUGUACUCUGGCGUAGCUUUCUUUGUGUAUAUCAUAACUAUGUUUAUAUGUUCUUUGAUCAUAUUUGUUGUCUGGACUGAAGAAAGCCUCCAUGAACCCAUGUACAUCUUCAUAUGUAAUUUGGUCUUCAACGGUAUGUUUGGCAGCUCAACUUUCCUCCCCAAGCUAAUCAUUGACUUGCUUUCUGGCUCCAUCACCAUCUCCUUUUCUGGUUGUCUCGUACAGUCUUUUUUCCUCCAUAGCUUUGCUGCCGUUGAAGUAUUCACCUUCACCAUGAUGGCCCAUGACCGGUAUUUGGCUGUUGGAACACAUCUCAAUAACGUCUUCUGCGAAAACAUGUCACUUAUAAAAUUAGCUUGCGGUGAUGCUUCGGUCAACAACAUAUUUGGGGCCGUCGAGGCUUUUUUGAUCGACAUCAGCUGUCUGCUAGUAAUCGUUUAUUGCUACGUAAGAACUUUUAUCAUUUGUUUGAAGAUUUCCAAGGAAGCUUGUCAGAAAGCCAUCAGCACUUUGGUUACCCACCUCGCUGCAUUUUCAACCUUUAUGAUUGCAAGCUUCUUUAUUCUAUUACGAUACAGACUGAACAGUGGAUCCAUUUCACUGGCCGCCCACGUCUCGAUCACUGUCAUUGGCCUGAUGACGCCAAUCACUCUUAACCCUGUUAUUUAUGGAAUAAGGACAGAAGCACUAAAAAACAAAAUUGUACAUAAGUUCCAAAAGAUGACAUGCCUGGAACUCGGAAAGUCCAUGUAUCAGCGUGAGGUGGAUAGUGCUCAGCUCUUCCUGAUCAACGGCAUGUUUUCGUGGACGCCUCCUGGACAUUCCUUUUUCACAUAUGCAAACAGCAUACCGAGGUGA
Messenger RNA from Nanorana parkeri, 921 nucleotides. Its product is annotated as olfactory receptor 52E8-like. NCBI's taxonomy places the organism in Eukaryota, Metazoa, Chordata, Amphibia, Anura, Dicroglossidae. The transcript is spliced from 3 exons. Gene Ontology annotation, cellular component: membrane. The record is from RefSeq and is a predicted model, not a curated record. Gene Ontology annotation, biological process: G protein-coupled receptor signaling pathway. Gene Ontology annotation, molecular function: olfactory receptor activity. Bases 1 to 921 code for a protein of 306 amino acids.